AUGUCAGUUAGACCCGAUAUUACCACAUUGUCCAUAGAAAUGGCAAAUCUUUCGAUCACCAAAUAUCCAACUAACCCCGAAAGCAGCCCCGGAGUUAUCGAUGACUGUCCUAUCUGUUACGAAAAAAUGAGCCAACCGAGAAAUAACAUACGAAUGGAACAUUGCUGCAAACACACUUUCCACAGAGCAUGUCUUCAAACGUGGGCAAAUGGGCAAAGAUCGAUGGAUCGAAAAUGCACCUGCCCAAUGUGUCGAGAUGAAUGGCCGGUCGAAUUCGUCGAGCAGCUAUUUGAGGGAUGUAAAGAAGAAGAAGUUAUAAGUUUGCAGCAUGAGUGUUCAUGUAACGAGGAUACUUACGUAGACUUUCUCUCUCCAAAUAUGUUGCAGGGGUUGUCUGAAUCGCAGAAGAAUGGCCUUCGUGAUAUCAUCAAGCGCAUCCAGGGGUAUUUCGAGAUUGGAACGCAAACCUUCCUCAUUGUCUUCGUGAUGUGCCCCGAACACCCUCUGAACAUUGAUCCUGAAGAAUCGUCCACGGAUCGCCAGUACGAAGUAAUGAAAAUGUUGUUGGAUUGGGCUUUAUACCACGUUCAAAGACGUAAAAGCCCCACUUCACAUUCGACAUUCAGAUUGUUACCUCGCCCGUUCAAUUACGAACACUUUGGCCCUGAGCCAUUUCUCGACAACCUCUCUGAGCCCUAUUCCCGCGCUAGUAUUCGGACUAGUGGAAUUUUAAAUGGGGACAGUAACUCCGAUGACGAUGGUUGA
Molecule: messenger RNA, 765 nt
Organism: Botrytis byssoidea
Lineage: Eukaryota; Fungi; Ascomycota; Leotiomycetes; Helotiales; Sclerotiniaceae
Exons: 1
Coding region: 1-765 (254 amino acids)
Biological process (GO): protein ubiquitination
Molecular function (GO): ubiquitin protein ligase activity
Source: RefSeq, a predicted model, not a curated record